ACCUCCUCAAUACUCAUUGAUGACAUUUUUUUCAAUAAGUGUUAUGAAAAGUAUCUGAAAUCAACCCUCUGUGAUCUGUCGUUAAAUUUUUAACAAUUAACUAUCGCAAUACUAAAAUGAACCAAAAAUGUACUUAUUUUCUGCUAGUUCUCUAAAAGCUACCAAUUGUUAUUUUUAAUGUUACUAGACUAAUAUUAUAACAAAUAAAAAUGAAAAAGCUAUUUUCUAAAAUUGACAAUUCCAAAGACCCCAACUGUUUUGUCGGUAAACAGUUUACAGUUGGUCGAAUGUCUGUGAUAGUCGAGGAUGUAAUUGCUGAAGGUGGUUUUGCUGUUGUUUUUCUUGUAAAAAACAAUAACAAGAAGUAUGCAUUGAAACGUUUGUUUGUUAAUGAUGAAAUAGAUCUAGGAGUGGCUAAAAAAGAAAUACAAAUAGCUAGUAAUUUAAAUGGCCACAAAAACAUUGUCGGAUUUAUUGAUUCUAACAUAAUACGCCAUGGAAAUGGAGUUCAUGAAGUUCUUAUGUUAAUGCCUUACUGUCAAUCUAAUGUUUUGACUCUUAUGAAUAGCAGAUUACAAACUGGCAUUACUGAAAAUGAAAUUCUUAAAAUAUUUUGCAAUAUUUGUGAAGCAGUUAGCCGUUUACAUCAUUCUCAAACACCAAUAAUACAUAGAGAUUUAAAAAUAGAAAAUAUUUUGAUUAGUGAAAAUGGUCAAUAUUUAUUAUGCGACUUUGGUUCAGCAACAGCUCGACAGCUUGAUCCAGCGGUUCAAGGAGUACAUGCUGUUGAAGAAGAAAUUAAUAAAUACACUACAAUUUCCUACAGAUCGCCAGAAAUGGUAGACUUAUACAGCAACAAAGUGAUUACCACAAAGUCAGAUAUUUGGGCUUUAGGUUGUUUGUUGUACAAAUUAUGUUAUUUUACUUUACCAUUUGGAGAAAGUGCAUUAAAAAUUCAAAGUGGUCAGUUUAAUAUACCAGAUACACCUGAAUAUUCAAUCAAGUUACGAACAUUAAUAAAGUAUAUGUUAGAAUUGGAACCAGAUAAACGACCGGAUAUUUAUCAAGUAUCAUACAUUGCUUUUAAAUUAGCUGGAAAGGAUUGUCCUAUUCAAAAUUUAAACAAUGUUCCCACUCCAAAUAUUGAAGAAUUAGUUUUUACACUAAAUGAAAAACGAGUUCCUCAGACACCAAAAUUGUCUGUUAAACAAAAUUACCAAACGCCUAUUAUUGUUGAAGGCACCAGUGUAAAUCCUCGGCAAAGACCAAAGCCUUUAAGUUCGGGAAUACCACCUCCUUUGGGAUCUUCUCCUACAUUUAAAAGGACAUUUCAAGCUCCAGUUGGAGUGUUUACAAAUUCUAAUUCUCCAGAUGUGUCACAUCAAAAUAAAAUACCACAACAUCCAUUACCUGGUGAGAUAGGAAUCCAGACAGUAUUCCCAGUAAAAGAUUAUGCUGAUCCCUUUGUUGAAACUAGCAAGGAAGCGACGUCAAUCACACAUUCCACAAAUGCAACUAUUACAUCAUCUCCUUCAUUGACAUCAUUAUCCAAACAUAAACGAAAUAUAAGUGAUACGUCUGCAUUAAAAAAAAAUUUUGUAAAUGAAAAUAAUUAUUUUUUGUCAUCAUAUGAAAAAUCUUCUCAAGACUCCUCAAAUUUUUCAAAAUCGAAUAUAGAGAUUGUUAAUAAAGUAAGUACAAACAAAUCUUGGAAUCCAUUUGAAGAAACCGAUACAUCUUAUUUUAAAAAGGUGGUUCCUGAAGAAAAAAUAUUUAGUUCUUCUUUUCCUCGAGACUGUAAUAGUGAUGAUGAAAGUAAAUCAUCAGAAACUACUUUGAGGUUGAAUAAAAUUAAUGAAGAUCCUUUUAGUUCUGCUCCGUUUCCUUAUAAAAGUGAUCAAUUGGAAAAUAGUACAGUGAGAAAAUUGUCUUUAAAUGGUAAUGAAAUUAAGAAAAAUGCGGAGAAAUGGAAAACAUAUUUCAUUGAACACAACUUAAAACUAGAUAGGUUAAUAUUAAAUAAUGAACCAGACACUGAUGAAGUUGCUGUUGGUUUAGUAACAACUACCCGAAGUGAUGAUGAACUAGAAUCAAAUGAAUGUUCCUCAACGCCUUUCGUAAAAAUUCCAUUGGAAGACCGUUCCAAGUAUGAAAAGUUAGCUUGUAAUACAGAUGAUGUUUCUUCAGAUGACAGUCAAGUAGUGCAUGGAGAAGUCCGAAAGAAAUCCUUAAAACGUAGAAAAAUUCCAGAAUUUAAGACACCUGGUCGUUUUCGCAAAGACAAAAAAAAUAAAAAUCAUCAGAACGAGUAUGACCAGUCUGAUGACGAUUCUAUUGGAUCUGCCAGUGAUCUACAGACUCGUAAUGAUGAAGAAGAGACUAAUAAAAACAUUCCUGAAACUAUGACGAUAAAAGACAGUGUGUUAACAUGUGGAUCAUCAGCUUACCAUGCAGAAUGUGAAAGUAUGGCUAGAGACGAUAUCCCACCUCCUAAUGCCCCGGGUGCCACUAGGCUCAGAGAUCCUAUACCCAUUAAAAACCUAGAUGCUGAAAGACCAUUAAUUUCUGAUAACGAAGGAGAUGAAUUUGAAAUUUUAGGAAACACUACUGAUGUUUUUGCGAAGGCACCAUUUCCCAAAGCAAAAAAAAAAUGCCCUGAUGGUGAUUCAGACUUGUUUGGUUCUGUACCAUUUAAAACUACAACAAAUCCGUUUGAACAAACUGAUUUUUCUGAUAGUGCAUACUUCCAAAAUAACAAUCCAGGAGAAAUUGCUGGCAGAUUGGAACCAAAAGAAGCUAUAUUAGUAGACUUGGAACCACAAGAUUCUAUUUACAUGAAGAUAAUCCCUAAAAAAGUUUCUCAAGUAGUAACUAACAAUAUAGUUUCUACUCUGUCUACAAAUAGUGGAUUUAGUAACAUGAGUUUUGAAGAUUAUUCAAGUAGCGAUGCAGAAGAAUCUCAGGCUCCAGUUUAUUCACCAUUCGAAGUAGUUCGACCUACAGAAUGUGAUAUAAAAAGAUCUUCGUUGAAAAGACGUAGUAAUCCAUUUACGUAAACCAAUCCAAUAAUUGAUAUUUCAUUAAUUUGCAUACAGCAAAAAUGAAUAUCACUAUAACAUGUUAGAAAAUCGCUUGUGAUUUGAAUACUUUGGCUUCUUUGCCAAUGGAGCAUAGUAAAAUAUUAUUUAUUUGCACAUGUACCUACUAUUUUUGAAAAAAUGUAUUAAUUUGUUUUGUGAUUUUUAGUUAUGUUAUUAGGUGAUAGAUUUAACACCUAAGAUAAGUAUUAUUGAGCCUAAAUUAACUGGUACAAAUCAGUCUUAUUUAAAUUGUUAAACUUUAUUAUUGUUUGUUUGAUCUUUCUUUCAAUCCUAUAUUGUUAUUUAGUUUCUUAUAGUCAUUAUUAUAUUUUUAAUUAUUGUCAAUUACAAGUUAUGGUCAAACAAUACGUUCAAUUAGUCCUAAAUAUAUAUCGUAUAAAAGCCCAAUAGUGUUAUAAAGAUGUAUUUAUCUUGUAUAAAUAUAUUUACAUUUAUAUAAAAUACAGAAGUAUAAACAUUAAAUACAGUAUUAUUGUAGGCAGCUUUUUGGAUAAUAAAAACAGGUG
Adelges cooleyi (spruce gall adelgid) is the source of this 3607-nucleotide messenger RNA. RefSeq lists its product as uncharacterized. Gene Ontology annotation, molecular function: ATP binding; protein kinase activity. The transcript has 13 exons. The record is from RefSeq and is a predicted model, not a curated record. Gene Ontology annotation, biological process: protein phosphorylation. NCBI's taxonomy places the organism in Eukaryota, Metazoa, Arthropoda, Insecta, Hemiptera, Adelgidae. The coding region runs from base 210 to 3056 and encodes 948 amino acids.